AUGGAACACAGAGAAACCGCCGCCGCAGCAGCAGCAAUGGUGGCAACAUCAUCUCCCUCCUCACUCUCUCCUAUAUCCUCUCCAACUGGAUCCUUUUCAUCCUCUCCGCCACCAGCUAUUAUAGUUAGUCCUUGCGCUGCAUGCAAAAUUCUCCGCCGGAGAUGCAUCGAUAAAUGUGUGCUGGCACCUUAUUUUCCACCGUCGGAUCCCCUCAAAUUCACCAUUGCUCACAGGGUUUUCGGCGCCAGCAACAUAAUGAAGUUGUUGCAGGAACUUCCUGAAGCUCAAAGAGCAGAUGCUGUGAAUAGUAUGGUUUAUGAAGCCAACGCCAGGCUUAGGGAUCCGGUAUACGGCUGCGCCGGCGCAAUUUGCCAACUUCAGAAGCAAAUCAAUGAGCUUCAAGCAGAUCUAGCCAAAGCACAGGCUGAGAUUUUAAACAUGCAAUGCCAAAAUGCCAAUUUGAAAUUUAUCUACCAAGAAAUGUCACAGAAUCAAGAAAACUGCCCACAAAAACAGCCAAAUGAGAAUUCUCCAUUCUUUUUUGAUGAAAGCAUUUUGGGUGUGGCUUGGGAACCACUCUGGACAUGA
Messenger RNA from Fraxinus pennsylvanica, 588 nucleotides. The record is from the annotation of a GenBank genome assembly. NCBI's taxonomy places the organism in Eukaryota, Viridiplantae, Streptophyta, Magnoliopsida, Lamiales, Oleaceae.